Molecule: messenger RNA, 510 nt
Organism: Parnassius mnemosyne (clouded apollo)
Lineage: Eukaryota; Metazoa; Arthropoda; Insecta; Lepidoptera; Papilionidae
Source: the annotation of a GenBank genome assembly
AUGUUUAUGGAUUUAACAUAUGAACCCGAUCAGAACGAUAGCGGUAUGGAAUCUUUGAUAGCGAGUAAAGAUGAUACUCCUGAACGUAGACCCGAAAAUACAUUCAAUAUCCCUAAGGUCGGAAUAUCGCCAUCCGCAGUAUCUCCUGCAGAAUCUCCUACCGUAAUGUCUCCUACUGCAGGGCCUCUUAAGGAAUAUGACGAUGAACCUGAUGAAAGCCUUUCAGAAAGGUUAUGGGGACUUACGGAAAUGUUCCCCGACUGUGUGCGCAGUGGCACUUACACACUUACAACUAAAACUUGGUCUGGGGUAAAAUCUCUUUAUGGACUGUCCCGCUCAGUUAUGUGGGUAUUGGCUAGUUCAUCUGUGAUUCUUUUUGCGCCUGUCAUAUUUGAAGUGGAAAGAGCACAAGUUGAAGAAAUGCAAAAGUCACAACAAAAACAGGUGUUACUGGGGACUAACACUACUUUAUCAGGGCCCAUGCCAAACAUGCCACCAAUGCCACGAUAA